Messenger RNA from Camelina sativa (false flax), 547 nucleotides. Lineage: Eukaryota; Viridiplantae; Streptophyta; Magnoliopsida; Brassicales; Brassicaceae. The record is from RefSeq and is a predicted model, not a curated record.
AUGGACAAGAGAUCUUACCAUAAGACCAUUGUAAAGAGCGUUCCAAAAAGAAAGAUCAAAAGGGGACCUAACCAAAUCAAAGCUGAAAUCUCUAAAGUUUUCGAUAAGUUUGCUCUUAGUCUCAAUAUCUUUGACGUCUAAGACGCCUUGGAAGGAGACAGCUUUGAGAUGCUCGCGUGUUGCUUGGUCUAUUUUUUGUAUAAAUCUUUGCUUCAAACACUCAGGACCAAGAAGCUGCAGAGCAAUCUGUCUCAUGUACCUGUGGAAGUCCUUGCCUUGCUUGAAGAACAAGUUAUCUUUCCCAAAGAUUCUAACAAGAGCUUCUGGAUAACUCAUGACAAAACACAUGUUGUCUUGUUUGAGAAUCUCAAAAUUCACUUCCGGGUCUGUAGAAACAAUCGUUUUAGAGCCGAGGAUAUUUGUCCGGAACAACGAGCCACCACCGUACCUGAAGUACAAAGCAGUGAGGGAUAGAGAGAGAGAGAGAGACAUUAAAGAAGAAAGAAGAGAAAUGAAACAGAAUCUUGAAACUUGCAGAUGUCCUAAA